Messenger RNA from Asterias rubens (European starfish), 5433 nucleotides. Its product is annotated as neuronal acetylcholine receptor subunit alpha-2-like. Bases 1 to 1416 code for a protein of 471 amino acids. Gene Ontology annotation, biological process: nervous system process; signal transduction; synaptic transmission, cholinergic. The record is from RefSeq and is a predicted model, not a curated record. Lineage: Eukaryota; Metazoa; Echinodermata; Asteroidea; Forcipulatida; Asteriidae. The transcript is spliced from 5 exons. Gene Ontology annotation, molecular function: extracellular ligand-gated monoatomic ion channel activity; acetylcholine receptor activity; acetylcholine binding. Gene Ontology annotation, cellular component: acetylcholine-gated channel complex; synapse; neuron projection.
AUGGCUUCGUCAAUAACUGACGAUGCCGAGAAGUACAUGGCGUACUCAAUCUUACGUCUCGUCUCUUUCAUAUGUAUUCUUGAAAAUGUGGAUGAAGUGAAGCAACAACUAGCGGUAAACGUAUGGUUAAGAAUGAGGUGGCCAGAUGAGUUUCUGACGUGGAAUCCUGCGAACUACAACGGAACAGCAGUUAUUAGAAUACCGGCCAACAUGCUGUGGAAACCAGAUAUAGUACUCUAUCAAAGUGUUGAUCCCAACCCCCUCAGUGGAGACCUUGGACUGUCCUGCGUGGUCUCCUCCGACGGUAUUGUUCAGUUCAACACACCCUACAUCUUUAUCAGCUACUGUAAAGUGGACCUAACCUACUACCCGUUCGACACCCAGCGCUGCCCACUCAAGUUCGGCUCCUGGUCGUUCGACGAGACGGGGGUGGAUAUCAACGCCUCUCGGCCCGUCCCGGAGCUAGACAAGUACCAGCCGAACGGGGAAUGGGACCUCUUGGAUAUGUUCGUAACAAACCAUAAGAUUAAGUACAGUUGUUGCCCGCAUAAGUUCCCGGACGUGGAGUACACGCUUGUGAUUGAGAGAAAACCGGAAUUCUACGUGGCCAACAUUAUCCUUCCGUACGUACUCAUAUCCAUUCUAUCCAUAUUUGUCUUCUAUCUGCCACCGGAGUCCGGUGAGAAGAUGAAUCUCUCUAUAACGACGAUGUUGUCGCUGAUAGUCUUCAACGAGCUGGUUAUAACGACGAUUCCACCGGCCUCGGACGGAACUUUCCCAAUAAUGGGGAAAUACUUUGUGGUGAUGAUAGCAGUGGUUGCAAUGUCAGUGCUCAUGUCCGUUUGGGUGCUUCAUCUUUACCACAAGGAACACAACAGCGUGCCCAUGCCUCCCUUCCUUCGACAGCUCAUCUUCGGUUGGCUGGCCCGAGCUGUUGGUAAGUGCAAAUACCGCUCCCACCUCAACAAGAACAAGGUUAAGGACAAGUACCACGGCCGGAACGGUAUGAAACGGAAAUACCGCGGCCAGGACAAUGGUCUACUCACCAAAGUCCGUUGCUUCCCACACUUCAUGACCAACGACAGCACCACCUCGGUGAAAGAGAGCCUCAGUGAAGACUUCACAAACGGCAGUGACGAGCUGAUUCUGGAAGGGACGGUUGAGAUGAUCGAGCUGGGCAGCGACGCCAAGCCAAGCCGGGUGACGGUCCGCCUGGAGCGGGAGGUCAACGAAUUGGCACGAUUGGUGGACUACCUGGCCGAGAGGAAACGGACCAAGGACUCCGUUGAGGAUUUCGCCCGUGAAUGGCGAGACGCGGCCGCCGUGGUGGACCGGGCACUCCUCAUCAUCUUCACGCUGGUCAACAUAAGUCUGCCUCUUUUUUUCCUUCUCUCGGCCACGGGAAGAUUUCUAUGAGAACAAAAUGUAAAAAUACUUUUGAUACCCAUAAGUGGUUGCAUUUUUAAAUUCCACCGUUUGAGCUUAAUUCUUCGGUGCCAAGAACUAGUGGUCCACGGAAUAGAGGUGUCCGUCGGAAAUUGCAUUGCAACUCGAGAAGGAACUUCCGUGCGGAAACUGAGCACCUUUUAAGGAAGGUGCGAGAAGUCAGGUUGAACAGUUAACUGUUUUCCCGAAGCCUUCCCCCCUUAGACUACAAGUUAAGGCAAAAUACGCUCGCUACGGUCAGUGGGCCUCCAUUGUGACGUACAAAACGUGUGAACCACCUGAAGGUACACUUGCAUUCUAUGGUUUCUUGCGGCUGCACCGGGUACUCAUCUUAUUCUGGCUUUGUCGAGAACAAGGUUGAUAAAAAUGAAAAGGUUAUUAGUCAAGUAGCUUUAAUUGAGACCAAACGUCUUAAAUAUUUCAAUAUUCCUCUCCUUAACAUUGCCGCCUUUUAUGAAACCCUCAAGGGACAAAAUCGUUCCCUCGAACUUUCGUUCCCCAAAGCUAUAUUUUUUAGGGAACGAAAUAGUGCUCAUCGAGUGAACAAAAUUUGUCGACGGAACAGAAAUAUUUCGAACAAAAUUAUUUCGAUAGAACGAAAACAAUAUUCAUUUUGCGGGAACGAAGCAACUAUAUUUCUUUACUUUUCAGGUUUUUUGUACAGCCCUGUUCGAAAUUUGAACUGGUUUUGGGCGUAACCUUGUUUUCAACUUGAAAGUCCUGAUGAACAAUGACAAAAUGGUUACCGUAUGGGUAAAAAUGUAUUUUACAGAAACCUAAAAAAAAAUCAAAAAAAUCAAAUUCUGUUGAAAAGAUUUUCCUUUAUGCAAAAAAAGGCUUCCUCUCAUUAAUGUGCCGAAACCGAGGCUGGAUGGUUUAAUUAGUUUGAUCCCAUUAUGAUUCUGUAUUGGUUUAUAAGGCUGUGAAAAGGAAACGUGACACAGGGGUGAAGUCACUAUAAAGGGUGUCCGGUCUAAAGAGUAAAGCGUCUUUACAACAACGGUAAUAAGACUCGAUAUUGCGAAAGUCAGAGAAUAAUUAUUCAACCGCUUGAACAUUGACACUUUGUGUCACAUGAAACUUGCCUUGUCCAGCUUGUCAUUUCUGCAGAGAGAUUGAUUGAUUUGACAUCCGCUGAGCAACUUGAGCCGUCACGUACGCAUGUAAGACAAAGGAUUCGGCAUGGAUUUCUCGAACUAAGACGUGAAGGCCAUCAUAAGACGGUUCUAUGGACUCUCGUACUCGUUGUUUAUCUGCAGAUGGAAUCUUUUAAGACUCCGAGAGGUUGUGAGGUAUUUUCUAGAUGGAGGAAAUCGGCAGGUACAAAGUAAAAAAAAAUGGAUUUAGCUGUUCCUCUGAUGAAGGGAAACAGUGUAUAACAAAUGUAUUUUUGAUCUUUCUAUGUACAUACAAUGAUAUUGUAGUAGGUAGAUGCACUUUGUUUGUUGACUUUUGAACGGUAAUCUACAAAAAAUGCACAAGUACAGAACAUGAGGGAAAUAUUAUAAUGGGUAGAGGGAGCAAGUGUUGCUGUGACUUGGGGGCAAUAAAACUUGAGAGGGGGCAUUAGUCGACGAACAGGGUGAUACUGGACCUUAUGCGUCGAGGGUAUAAAAGCAGCAUGGAGGUGCAAAAGUCAAACUGCAUUAUUUAGUCUUGUAUCCUGACUAAAGUAGACCAUCAUCUUGCAAGAGAAGGGCGAGGGAAACGAUUUGCAAACCGCCAGACUAUUCCGCUCCUCGUAUUAUUUAAAGGCAAUUUCGUGAGGAAAUUGUUUAUCACCGCCGAAUUUUUGUAACAUUUUGAUCAUCAUGCCGUAAAUUAAGGUUUAAACGUGAUAUGUCAUAGGUCAUAGGUUGUGGAAAAACAAACCAUGAUUUUCCCUCUUUUUAAACAAUAGUAAUUUAGCUUAUACUCUCAGCAACAUUUUAAAACCAAAUUACUACGAUUUCUAAAGUAAUGAUAGGCUUACUAAUCCAUAAUGUCAAGUUUCCUCUCAUGAAAGUCUAAGGCCGGCCGGCAUGCAGAACAAAAUGAAUUCGGCAAAGAUAUGAAGAAGAACAAACCUGGAUGAUAGAGUACAUCAGGAGAAAUGUAUCAAGAUUGCAAAGACUGUCCUCCUACGCGCUAUCCUCCACUCUACAAGAAGAUUUACAAAAGAGCUCUGGAGGAACUCUCAUCCAUGUUUAAAUAAAAAAGAAGUAAAGGUCAAAUGAAUGUCAUGGGUAGGGGUAGAUAGUGUACUAAUGUAUCACCUCGACACACACAAAAAAACGUCAGUACAAUGUGGGCUGACAAAGAAGUAAUAAGACGAAAUGACAGCAAUGCCUAUUUGCCAGAAAUUAAAAGAAAGAAAAAAAUUAACAUGGCCUGGCGUUGGUCAUCGGAGACCACUCAUCAGACCAGUCACGUGCCGUCCAUCGAUGAAGGACUGUGUAAGAGUAUCGUAGAGGGAGCGAAGAACGGAUAUCACCUUUUACCGCAUGGGGUUUGGGUGAUAUGAGUGACACUUUUUUAAUACUCGUUGUAGGGGUCCCACGGUGCAUCCCUUUUACACUCAUUCAAUCAGUUCAACUAGUAUUAUGUGCACGGGGUGUCAAGUGAGACACACUUUCAAAUUUGUUGGCACUCACUGCGGGUAAUGUCAAGAAUUUGCAGGUUUAGUUUGCUUAAGCUUUAUCUCCCCCCCCCCCUCUUUAAAAGUCAGCGCUAAUAAAAUUGAAACAAUGAUAGACUCAUUGGGGAUACUUAAAGUGAAUUCCAAGAAAACGAAACGAGCAUUAGUUUUCAGUAAGUUUUUCAAAACUGUGGUACCUUUUGAAUGGACUGUUUGCACUGACGUCAUAACGCCGCAAUUUUUAAAAACAAUGAUGACGCAGUGGAAUAUUUGUAACGUGUGGCCAACAGGACGGUUCAACAAGCAGCCUUCUUCGGCCGAGGGCACCCAAAUCAUAAGACGACAUGUACGUAUGUACGAUAUUGGUGGACACGAUAAUAAUGUUCGUAGACUGUGCAAGUCUCGCGUGUAUUAGAACUUCCGGGACCACGUAGGAAAUACAUUCAGCCAUAAAAUACAUGAAACAAAAUAAAAGCAAGGAAAACCUGCGAAUAAGACUUGACUUCGAUUUGAAGAAGAUAAUCCGUAACACAAUUGAAAACUUUUUGAGAUUGGCUCGGUUUGAGGCUUAAUUUUAAGGAUAACAAUCUGUCCCUGAAAUGGCUACAUUAUCGUCACUGCUUUUUAUUCGGUAGGCUCUUAGUUAUAAUUAAUUCAAUUCCAAUUUUCAAAAAGGAUCACCAAAAGAAAACGAACCCACAGCUCACGGUGAAAUAGAUCCGGCAUUUAAAGAAAGAAAAAAGAAGGAGAGAAAAAAGGGAUAAAAAUAUGGUUGCCUCCUGAACUUAUUUACACUGAAAUUUAUCUGACAGCCACGACAGUGAGAAACCUGACCCGUGAAUGAGGACAAUCCAGAAGAUCUCUCUGUGGGUUUGAAAUCUACACAGUCCCCGGUUAUUGCUUUUCAUCAAUAUUUGCAGCGUGGCUUUGCCAACAAGUCUUAAUAAUAAUGAUGAGAGGGUCGAGUUGAAUUAGGUUUUCAUCGCGAGGAGAAAAAACAGGGAUCACUCAUGGGCCCAUCCGCACUCUCUGUGAUUGUGGAAGGCUUAUCCAUGAAAGUCGUGCAUGAAAACUUUAGAAUGGUAAACUUGAGGGCACAGUACUGCGGGUACAGUUGGCUCUGAAAAAGAGCCGAUUUUGGUCUCGACGUUUCGAACCGUAUAAUUAUUCGCUCGUCCUCAGAUACAUACACACCCCCAACUCACUAAUUCUCCUCAUUUUUUGGUUUGUUAAAAAUGCAUUGUCGGACCACCCUGGCUAGCAUGGACGGCAGAAUUUUAGCGAGAACUAAUUUUCGCGAAAACAUUUUCGUUAACAUUAAAUAAUAUUUAUUUUAAAAAAUCUGUAAACUUUCAUUUAAAAAGAUUCAC